Trichoderma atroviride IMI 206040 is the source of this 507-nucleotide messenger RNA. RefSeq lists its product as uncharacterized. NCBI's taxonomy places the organism in Eukaryota, Fungi, Ascomycota, Sordariomycetes, Hypocreales, Hypocreaceae. The record is from RefSeq and is a predicted model, not a curated record.
AUGCCUCAAUUGUUCAUAGUCAGCUGGCUCUUCCUUUUGAGCAUUCAGAAUUCGACAUUCAAACGUACCACAAACGUGUGCUCAAUGGCAGCCACCAAAACGCCCCAGGAGAGCCUUCUUGAGCUGUGGGAAUCUAUCCCCAACGACCUACGCCCUAGUGGGCCCUGUUCAUUCGACGCCCUAUCUCGAUCUGUUAAAUCUCUUGUUGGAAAGGCCCAAAUAGGCUCACAAUGCGGACACAAAGAUGAGCUGGCCAAUGCUCUUGGAGAUAUUCAGACCGCUAAUGGGUCCUGGCCAGAGAUUCUGGAGCUCGCCCGGAGGCACGCUUGGCGGUCCUCCAAGAAAGGGCUUAGAGGCGACAUGCCCGCACCUUUUACCGGAACUGCCCUUGGCUAUCGACGAUGGAAACCCCAAAUCAAGAGUUGGGCCAUUGUGAAUGAAUCUGCACCCGGCAACGUAGUCGCUGCUGCUGUCCUGCGCAACACUUCUGGCCGCGCCAAACGAUAG